AUGUUGUUUGCAAACCUCCUGCAAGUGAUGGCACCCUUGUUACUGAGGUACUUUCUAGUCAGUCUAUCAGAUGAGUCGUCAUCCCACAGCAGCUCCUUGAUAUUUGUGGGUUUGCUCUUUACCACCCAGAUGGGGAUGAGCUUCGCUCUGGUACACUAUCAUUAUCUGGGCCAAGUGGUCGGUAGCCAGGUUAAGGCUACUCUUACUGCGAUGAUCUUUGAAAAGUCUUUGAAGCUCUCUAACUGUGAAAGCCAUAACUGGACUGAUGGGAAGAUAUCGAACCUUAUUACAGUCGAUUCACAGCGCAUUGAGAGCGCUCUUCUAUAUGCCAACAUGAUUUGGAGUGAGCCAGUGGCCGUGGUUGUGGCAUUGGCAAUCCUGUUCUACAAUCUUACCUGGAGCGUGCUGAGUGGUCUCUUGCUCCUUGGCUUGGGUGCGAAAGGCCUGGAAUUCAGCAUGGGAUGGCUGAUGUCAAGACGUGUGGCAAUAAAUGCCGCGGUAGACCACAGGAUAUUACGCCUCCUUGAAGGACUGCGCAAUAUGAAAUUUGUCAAGUUCCAUGCUUGGGAGCCAUAUUUCCUUCGCCGAAUCUCUGAUGUCAGAGAGGCCGAGGUCCAGCAGCAACACAAGUUAUUAAGCCUUCAAAGCACGAUCAUGUCCCUGUCCUCCUCGUUGCCUUCAUAUGCGGCCAUGUUAUCUUUCAUUAUAUUCAUGACAUUCAAUGGCCGACUGACUGCCGCAGAGGCAUUUUCUUCCCUGGCGCUAUUCAAUUGUCUCCGCAAGCCUCUCAAUAUAUUGCCCAUGGUGCUUAACCAGCUCAUCGAUGCAUGGGUAUCCAUACAACGCAUUGAAUCAUUCCUGGAGGCGGAGGAUCAGCAGAAGACAAUCCAGUGGGAUUUUGACGCCGUCAAUGUCGUCGAAAUAACCAAUGGCUACUUUUCCUGGGAUUAUGCGGCCAAUGGUGGUAUCUCUUCUCCCAAAAUUGACGAGGAGACUAGUCUGCUGGGCAUGCAUGAUGAGUCCAGCAUGCCAGGCAGUAAGACUUCGCCUUCAGCCCUAAGUAAAGUUGACUUGCAGGUCAAGCCAGGGGAGCUUAUCGCAGUCGCGGGGCCUGUAGGCGCAGGCAAGAGUGCCCUUCUUCUCGCUCUUGCCGGUCAGAUGAGCCAAACUCGAGGCCGUGUCGUACUAGGCGCUACGCGAUCCUUCUGCUCCCAAGUGCCAUGGAUUGAAAGUGGAACUGUGCAGGAGAAUAUUUUGUUUGGCAAACCUCUACUACAGCCGUGGUAUGACGAGGUGGUGGAAGCGUGCGCUUUGAACCCGGAUCUCAAGACAUGGGAGCAUGGCGACGGUACUUACAUCGGCGAGCAGGGUAUCACACUGUCUGGCGGCCAGAAACAACGUAUCAGUCUUGCGCGAACAAUAUACGCAGACACUGAUCUGCUGCUUCUAGAUGAUCCUCUAUCAGCUGUGGAUGCGGAUGUUGGCCAGCACAUCUUCAACAAAGCUAUUCUGGGCUUAUUACGUGGGAAAACCUGCAUACUGGUGACCCACCAAAGGCACAUAAUCACCCAAUGCGAUCGUAUUCUGUGGCUAGAAAAGGGCCAUAUUAAGGCUCCUGAAAGUCUAUCCGAUUCAUCGUCUCGAGAUGAAUUGCUGUCGCAUCUGAUACCUACCCAGGAGAAUUACCAACGAAAGGACUCGAAGAACGCAGAGUACGGUGGAUUAAGCAAUGAAGUCUAUGAAACAGUACAUAGCGACCAAGAUCAUAACACAAUGAUCGACACUGAGACUCAACAGUCGGGUAGUGUGCACAGGUCUGUUUACAAAACGUACCUUUCUGCUUCGGGCUCGAUCUUCCAUUGGCCUAUUCUAUUCUCUCUAUUAGUCGCCUCGCAAAUAGCUGGAAUCUUCACUAGCGUUUGGCUAUCAUGGUGGGUGGAUAACACCUUAGGGUGGGAUAACCGUGCGUAUAUAGUCGGCUAUGUCAUCUUCGGGGUAGUCCAGAGCGUUCUCGCGUGGGCGUAUCUUAGUCGGGCUUCAAUUACCGGCUUGCGAGCUAGUGACAAUCUGUUCAAGGCAGCUCUCCAGCGUGUCUUGAAUGCGCCCAUGUCAUUUCACACUGCCAAUCCAGUCGGCCGGCUGAUGAACCUGUUCUCCAGUGACGUGAGUCAGCUGGACAAUGGUGUUAGUGGCUCAGUCCAAGCAUUCUUCAUGCUAGUCGGCAUUGCUUUCUCUACAUUCCUACUCAUAUCUGUUCAGUUUCCUCUCUUUGUAUUAUCCCUGCCAGUGAUUUCCUUGGUCGUAUACUAUACUUCCAGCUAUUAUCGCGCUUCCAGGCAGGAGUUGAAGCGCUUUGAGACUGUAUCACGCUCCACUGUUGCGGGGCAUACCGUUGAGUGCAUUGCAGGCCGUCAGACCAUCCGAAGCUUUGGCGUCCAACCUAUUUUCCAAAGUCGAUUGGGUGUCGCCAUCGAUGAAGCAAGUAACUUUUCAUAUUUGAUGUCAGCAAGCCAGCAGUGGUUGAAUCUCCGACUGGAUACACUGGGCAAUGUUCUCAUUCUGUUUGUCGGCGCCUUGAUUGUCAUGUCUGACAACUCCAUUCCAGCAAGUAUGUCUGGGUUGCUAAUGACUUACGCCAUCGCUGUCGUGCAAAUAAUCCCUGGCAUUGUUUCCCAAACCGCUGAGAUUGAAAACUCUUUUAUCACGGUCGAGAGAAUGAUAUAUUAUGGAAACGAAAUUCCGACAGAGAUGCCUGAGUCGGCUACUGUACCACCCUCAACUUGGCCGGAAACGGGUACGAUAACCAUGAAGGACGUCAACCUACGCUAUCACAGUGAUCAUCCUCGAGCACUGCAAGAUGUCAGCCUCACAAUCAAUGAUGGAGAAAAGGUCGGUAUCAUUGGGCGCACCGGUGCAGGCAAAUCCUCAAUUGUGUCCGUUCUGUUUCGACUUUUCCCCCUGGAGCAUGGAUCGGUUGUCAUUGACAAGAUGAACAUUGCGGAUUUGAAUCUUCAUUCCUUGAGAUCCAAAUUAGCUAUCAUCCCACAAGACCCAACCCUUUUCCAGGGCACGGUUCGAACAAACUUAGACCCCUCUGGAGAAUACCCAGAUGAUGUUCUCUGCGAUGCACUUCGGAAAACCAGCCUUUAUCCGCAAGUGCACCUUGACCGAGAAGUUCUACCAGAUGGCAAGAACUUUUCUCUGGGUGAGCGACAGUUGCUGGCGUUGGCACGUGUUUUGGUGCGAGAUCCUCGCAUCCUCGUUUGUGACGAGGCUACUUCUGCCGUUGACCAAGACACGGAUCGAGCAGUGCAGCAGACACUGCUAGAAGAAUUCCAGGACCGAACAGUAAUAUGCAUUGCCCAUCGACUGCAAACUAUCAUACGUUAUGACCGAAUCUGCAUGAUAGAUCAAGGCAGAGUUAUUGAUUUCCAGAGUCCACUUGCAUUGUUCGAUAAGAAUGUUGUGUUCCGCCAGAUGUGUGAGCUCAAUCAUAUCACCCGGAAGGACAUUAUUUAG
Penicillium hordei is the source of this 3519-nucleotide messenger RNA. RefSeq lists its product as uncharacterized. Gene Ontology annotation, molecular function: ATP binding; ATP hydrolysis activity; ABC-type transporter activity. NCBI's taxonomy places the organism in Eukaryota, Fungi, Ascomycota, Eurotiomycetes, Eurotiales, Aspergillaceae. The transcript is spliced from 3 exons. The record is from RefSeq and is a predicted model, not a curated record. Bases 1 to 3519 code for a protein of 1172 amino acids. Gene Ontology annotation, cellular component: membrane. Gene Ontology annotation, biological process: transmembrane transport.